GACAAGGUAUACGAUGAAGUAAUGCGUGUGGUAGGUCCAGACAAGAAUAUUGAAUAUAAUGACGUACCAAAACUUGAAUACACAGAAAGGGUAGUGAAAGAAUCAUUGAGGCUGUUUCCUGUGCUUGCCAUGGUUGGCCGACAUGUCGUAGAAGAUGUAGUUAUUGGUAAUUAUGUAGCACCUGCAGGCACCUGUCUUGUAUUCCCCAUAUUGCAUAUGCAUAGGUCCGAAGAACACUGGAAGGACCCGUUGAAAUUUGAUCCAGACAGGUUUUUGCCUGAAAAUAUGGCAGACAGGCAUCCUCUAACCUACUUUCCAUUUUCGUUUGGCGUUAGAAAUUGCAUCGGUUGGAAAUAUGCAAUGAUGAGCCAAACGGUUUUACUGGCUCACGUUAUCAGGAAAUUGAGAAUAUUCACAGAAUAUAAAUCUAUAGAAGAAGUCGAAACGGAACUACAUGCAUUUACUAGAAUAAAAGGCGGACCCAAAGUUUUCGUCAAGGCCAGAUGAUGAGAUAGCAUGGAUGAGGAUGGGAG
This is a messenger RNA of Acanthoscelides obtectus, 533 nucleotides long. The record is from the annotation of a GenBank genome assembly. NCBI's taxonomy places the organism in Eukaryota, Metazoa, Arthropoda, Insecta, Coleoptera, Chrysomelidae.